AUGACCCAUGUCGGUUCCCACAGUCACAGCCUCUCCUCCCUCCCUCGAGGUCGAGCCGCGAUCGGCAAAAAGCUCAACCUUAGUAGCCAUAGCCGCGUGGCGACUCAAUGCCACGUGGCUCGAUUACCCGUACAUGCCAGCUCAUCUGCCAGCUCAGCAGCGACCGUGUCCACGUCUGCCACAUCAGCAGCCCCCAUGGCGCUAGACCCGUCGUACGGGAGUAAGGAGGUGAUUAAAGUCGACUCGCGCGUCUACCAAUACAUCCUGGAACACACCCGAGAACCCGAGAUUCUAGCCGAGCUGAGGAGGAAAACCGCCACCAUGAUAGGCAAAGAGAUGCAGGUGUCCCCAGAGCAGGGGGCGUUCCUGGCCAUGCUGGUGCGCCUCAUGGGAGCAAGGCGCUGCAUUGAGCUGGGCGUUUACACGGGCUACUCCUCCCUCUCAGUCGCCCUCGCUCUCCCCGCAGACGGUCUUCUAGUGGCGUGUGAGAGGGUGCCGCACACGUUUGCAGUGGCCCAGCGGUUCUACGAGAAGGCAGGCGUGAAGCACAAGGUAGACCCGCGGUUAGGCCCGGCACAGGACACGCUGCAGCAGCUGCUGGAGGAAGGGCAGGCAGGCAGCUUUGACUUUGCUUUUCUGGAUGCGGACAAGCGCAUGUACCGAGAAUACUACGAGCUGCUUCUCACUCUUUUGAGGCCGGGAGGACUUCUGGUGGUUGACAACGUGCUGUGGCAUGGCCAGCUGGCUGAUCCUCAGGUGACUGACCGCAAGACGGAAUACCUCAGGGCCUUCAACAAAUUCAUUCGUGAUGAUCCUCGCAUCCAUCAUAGCAUU
Molecule: messenger RNA, 834 nt
Organism: Closterium sp. Naga37s-1
Lineage: Eukaryota; Viridiplantae; Streptophyta; Zygnematophyceae; Desmidiales; Closteriaceae
Source: the annotation of a GenBank genome assembly